Molecule: messenger RNA, 2547 nt
Organism: Eptesicus fuscus (big brown bat)
Lineage: Eukaryota; Metazoa; Chordata; Mammalia; Chiroptera; Vespertilionidae
Gene: SUPT7L
Product: SPT7 like, STAGA complex subunit gamma
Exons: 5
Coding region: 525-1763 (412 amino acids)
Cellular component (GO): SAGA complex
Molecular function (GO): transcription coactivator activity; protein heterodimerization activity
Source: RefSeq, a predicted model, not a curated record
AAAGACUUCCUAGGUCCCGGUUACAAGAAGCGCUUCCGGCAGCCUUGGGCCGCUGAUCCGUACACCAGCCUUCGGGGCCUGAAGGCAUCCUAGCCGCGGGCCCCUGGAGGCGAUCCGCAGCCCCGCCGCGCUCCCACGACGCGCCAGUGAACGGUGGCGCCUUCUGGCCUCCGUCCGGGACCAGACCUCCUUGUCUCCCAGCUGCCCCGGCCAUCCGGCGACUGACUCCAGGACCCUGCGGUCUGUGCCUGCGCCGGGCCGAGGAGCUCCCGAGGCAUGGGGCAUUCAUUCCUUGGGCUUGGUGCCUGUUCUUCGUACUUCUUUCGGGGGAACAUCAUUAUUCCUACAGUUGCUGACACUGACAUUUUUCUAAGUGAUCUUAAACAGCCUACUUUUUAUGUAAAUAACGACUAGACUUCAUAUCUUUCACUUCAGAAACCUAUAAGCUAUAGCUGCCAGAGAGUUAAAAACACUACUUUUAGGAUAUCAUCUACAUUUAACUUGAAAGCUUUUCUUAUUUAAAAAUGUUGAGAUACUGGGGAGAGAUACCAAUCUCAUCAAGCCAGACCAACAGAAGUUCCUUUGAUUUGCUGCCACGGGAGUUCCGUCUGGUGGAAGUCCAUGACCCACCCCUGCACCAACCCUCAGCCAACAAGCCCAAGCCCCCUACGAUGCUGGAUAUCCCCUCAGAGCCAUGCAGCCUCACCAUCCAUACCAUUCAGCUAAUCCAGCACAACCGACGUCUGCGCAACCUCAUUGCUACAGCUCAGGCCCAGAAUCAGCAACAGACGGAGGGUGUAAAGACUGAAGAGAGCGAACCUCUUCCCUCUUGCCCUGGGUCACCUCCUCUUCCUGAUGACCUCCUGCCUUUAGAUUGUAAGAAUCCCAAUGCACCAUUCCAGAUUCGGCACAGUGACCCGGAAAGUGACUUUUAUCGUGGGAAAGGGGAACCUGUGACCGAACUCAGCUGGCACUCCUGCCGGCAGCUCCUCUACCAGGCAGUGGCCACCAUCCUGGCCCAUGCAGGCUUUGAGUGUGCAAAUGAAAGCGUCCUGGAGACCCUGACUGAUGUGGCACAUGAGUACUGCCUUAAGUUCACCAAGUUGCUACGCUUUGCUGUGGAUCGGGAGGCCCGACUGGGGCAGACCCCUUUUCCUGACGUCAUGGAGCAGGUAUUCCAUGAAGUGGGCAUUGGCAGUGUGCUCUCCCUCCAGAAGUUCUGGCAGCACCGCAUCAAGGACUAUCACAGCUACAUGCUACAGAUUAGUAAGCAACUUUCUGAAGAAUAUGAAAGGAUUGUCAAUCCUGAGAAGGCCACAGAGGACACGAAACCUGUAAAGAUCAAGGAGGAACCUGUGAGUGACAUCACCUUCCCCGUCAGUGAGGAGCUGGAGGCUGACCUUGCUUCUGGAGACCAGUCCCUGCCCAUGGGAGUCCUCGGGGCUCAGAGUGAGCGCUUCCCAUCUAACCUGGAGGUUGAGGCUUCACCGCAGGCUUCAAGUACAGAGGUAAAUGCUUCCCCACUUUGGAAUCUGGCCCACGUGAAAAUGGAGCCUCAAGAGAGUGAAGAAGGCAAUGUCUCUGGGCACGGUGUGCUGGGCAGCGAUGUCUUCGAGGAGCCCAUGUCAGGCAUGAGUGAAGCUGGAAUCCCCCAGAGCCCCGAUGACUCGGACAGCAGCUACGGCUCCCACUCCACUGAUAGCCUCAUGGGGUCCUCCCCUGUUUUCAACCAGCGCUGCAAGAAGAGGAUUAGGAAAAUAUAAAAGGAAAAGAGAUUUUCUGUCCAAACCUACAAACCCAAUAGAAAACCUGAUAUAUUCAAAUUUGUUUCCAUAGUGAUUUGACUCUUAAACACAGUGGAUUUUCCUGAUUUCAGUGAAACUGGACUUAACCAAACAAGUUUGCAUAUUACUUUUGCAUUCAGUUUUUGUAAUUUUCCACAAUAACCAAGCCACAUUUUACAGGUAUGUCAUGAUGCUGGGGUGGUAAUCAGAUCAAAGCACUGUCUUUGACAGCUGUCCUUGUCACUAGACUAAUUGCUUAGCUUCUCUAAGGCCAUUUCUCUUGCACAACUGAGAAUUUUACCACUUUGACCCAUGUUGCAGGGUUGCUGUGAAGACUAAGAUGCUAUUAAACCUCCAAGUUGUGCUUGAAUAAGACUCACAAGUAAAUGUAUGCCUGUAUCAGGUGUCAAUUUUUUUAAUUUAAUUUACUUCAUUUUUGGUUGUCAUUGUGAAUCCAGUACUAACACCUAGCAAGAAAUCACUAACCUCUGCACAACUUAUCCAUCGGAGUCUUUUUAAAACUUUUGUUGCCCAUGAAGUCUCAUAAAAUCAGGUCUGUGUAACACAGCCUUUUUGCUUAUUCAGACAGCCCUCUCCUAUCUCAUCCAUAGAUUUUCUUCUUGCUUCUUUAGAUUUGUUCCAUCUAUUCUCAUCCUAGUCUUUAUUUCCACUAAGAUUUUUUAAAUAUUUUCUCUAUGUACAUUUAUUCAGUUGCCUCUUUCAUUUUCUCCUUUGUGAAUAAAACAAUCAGGAACUGUCCAAA